Punica granatum (pomegranate) is the source of this 1494-nucleotide messenger RNA. Lineage: Eukaryota; Viridiplantae; Streptophyta; Magnoliopsida; Myrtales; Lythraceae. The record is from RefSeq and is a predicted model, not a curated record.
AUUAUCAUGAGUGCCUUGCUUCCCAACCAAACCAUUCAACCAUCGUAUUGACAAUUCCUAUCAAACUCUUUUGAGGCAAAAUCCGCAUUGAGGUAAUACUUUAAUUCCCAAAAGCUGUAUAAGUAUGGCUUCUCCAUGGGCUAUGUCUUCUCAAGGCAAAAGGAGAGGCAAUCUCGUCAGACUUCUGCAACCCAAGAAACCCGUUUAGAGUUAUUUGAGAAUAUGGAGGAUGGUGGAGAGGUUGCUCGAGGAGCUAUCACGAAGAAGGUGGCGAGUCCCGGGAAAGCUACAAUCUUGGCCCUGGGGAAGGCAUUCCCGAACCAACUGGUGAUGCAGGAAUUUCUGGUCGAUGGGUACUUCAAGAACACCAACUGUGAUGAUCCUGAACUCAGGCAGAAGCUGACUAGACUUUGCAAGACAACAACAGUCAAGACCAGGUAUGUGGUGAUGUGCGAAGAGAUCCUGAACAAGUACCCGGAGCUUGCCGUCGAAGGCCUUCCCACGGUGAAGCAGAGAUUAGACAUCUGCAACAAUGCAGUGACCAAGAUGGCCAUCGAAGCCUCCCGUUCUUGCAUCGAGAAAUGGGGCCGUCCUGUCUCCGACAUAACCCACUUGGUCUAUGUCUCCUCCAGCGAAGCCCGUUUGCCAGGAGGGGACCUUUACCUUGCAAGAGGUCUGGGUCUCCGCCCGGAGACUCGCCGGGUCAUGCUCUACUUCAUGGGCUGCUCAGGUGGUGUCGCAGGCCUCAGGGUCGCAAAGGACAUAGCUGAGAACAACCCAGGGAGCCGGGUUCUGCUUGCCACUUCUGAGACCACCAUCAUCGGUUUCAAGCCCCCUAGUGCAGACAGGCCCUACGACCUUGUUGGGGUCGCCUUGUUUGGGGAUGGCGCAGGGGCAGUGAUCAUCGGCGCAGACCCUGACUCAAGCAUUGAGCAGCCUCUGUUCGAGCUGAACAGUAGCAGCCAACAUUUCUUGCCCGACACAGAGAAGACCAUUGAUGGGAGGUUCACGGAGGAGGGCAUCAGCUUUAAGCUGGCAAGGGAGCUCCCCCAGAUCAUCGAGGACAACAUCGAGGGAUUCUGCAAAGAGCUUAUGGGGAUCACCGGGAAUUCUGGCAAUGACUACAACAAGGUGUUCUGGGCGGUCCACCCAGGUGGGCCUGCAAUCCUGAACCGACUGGAGAAGCGGCUUGAACUGCUCCCGUAUAAGCUGAACGCGAGCAGGCGUGCCCUGAUGGAUUAUGGAAAUGCAAGUAGCAACACGAUCGUGUACGUUCUCGAGUACAUGUUGGAAGAGGGUCUGAAGAUGAAAGGGGAAGAGAGACUAGAAAAUGAGUGGGGACUGAUUCUGGCUUUCGGGCCUGGUAUUACCCUUGAGGGUAUUCUUGCAAGAAACCUCACCGUCUGAGAGUAAAAUUGAUGAUUCCAGAUCGACUAGUUCGAUUGGAUACCAGAGGCUGAACUCCGAUUGUCUUCGGGUUUGAUUAUGUCGCCA